Molecule: messenger RNA, 4637 nt
Organism: Daucus carota subsp. sativus
Lineage: Eukaryota; Viridiplantae; Streptophyta; Magnoliopsida; Apiales; Apiaceae
Product: endoribonuclease Dicer homolog 2
Exons: 23
Coding region: 99-4415 (1438 amino acids)
Biological process (GO): siRNA processing
Cellular component (GO): nucleus; cytoplasm
Molecular function (GO): ribonuclease III activity; ATP binding; RNA binding
Source: RefSeq, a predicted model, not a curated record
ACAAAAAAUCUCCUGCCAAACAAAUAUUGCAAGAUUGUGACUCCGCACAAAAAACAUUGACAAGUGUUGUUGAGUUGUUGGUACAUAAUCUCUCUAUCAUGACCAUUCUCAUUGAAACAACUGCUGAUCAUUCUCAGGAGAAUCAGGCUGUUGAUAUGCCUCUGGUUCAGACUGCUGAGCAAUUGCCUGCUGAUUAUCUUCCUUUUGCUAGGAGUUAUCAACUGGAUGCCUUGGAAAUGGCGAAGGGACAGAAUACCAUUGUUUACUUGGAAACUGGAUCCGGCAAAACCCUGAUUGCUAUCAUGCUUCUGCGCAGCUAUGCUCACCUUUUGCGCAAGCCCUCGACUUUUCUUGCUGUUUUUCUCGUCCCCACUGUGGUGCUGGUUUCCCAACAAGCUGAGGUUGUGCAAAUGCACACCGACUUGAAAGUUGGAAGGUAUUGGGGAGAAAUGGGAGUGGAUUUUUGGAAUGCUGCUGACUGGAAGAAGCAGCAGGAUGAAUUUGAGGUGCUUGUGAUGACACCACAAAUAUUGCUUAAUGCCUUGAGGCACAGUUUUUUAAAGCUUGAGACGAUAAGGAUCCUAAUAUUUGAUGAAUGCCAUCAUGCUAGAAGGAGACACCCUUAUGCUUGCAUAAUGACUGAAUUUUAUCACCAUCACGUGAAAGCUAAUGACUUGCAACUUCCUAGGAUAUUAGGGUUGACCGCUUCCCUUAUCAACAAUAAAGGUUCAAGUGACAGAAUAAGGUGCUGGAAUGAUAUCCGGGAACUUGAAAACCUAAUGAACUCAAAGGUAUUCACUUGCAGUAGUGAGUCUGCGAUAGCAGAGUACAUUGAAAUGUCAACUCCGAAGCUUAAGACAUAUAGACAUGUGGCUUUUCCAUGCUCGUUAUUCAGCAAAAUAUCUAUUCAGUUAAAGAGGUUGCACGAAAAGUUUAUAUGUGUUAUUGAAAAUGCAAACAUGGAGGAUUCUCAAAAGGAAAAUACAAGGCAAAGAUUAUCUAAACUAUGUUCAACAUUUUCCUUCUGUUUGACUGAACUUGGACUUUGGCUAGCACUAAAGGCGGCAGAUUCUUUAUCAUCUCAAGGAAGUGAGAUGCUUAUAUGGCAACAACUGGAUAAGUCUGGUGAGAGGAUUAUAACAGAUUUUAGCUUGGAUGUAUUUAAAGUUCUAUCUGGCUAUAUUCCUUCUGAUCCUAACUGGUCUAUAAGUGAUGACAUGGAAGCUAAUGUUGGGAAUGGUUAUCUGUCAACGAAAGUUAUCUGCCUCUUUGAUUCUCUUCUUCAACGCAGGGGCUUAAUAGAUCUUAGAUGCAUAGUCUUUGUAGAAAGGGUUAUAACGGCCAUUGCACUUUGCCGCCUAUUGAAUGUUGUGCUUCCUAGCCUAAGUGGAUGGAGAACAGAAUAUUUGGCAGGCAGCAAUACUCGACUUCAGUUACAGAGUAGGAAGGCCCAAAACAUAAUUGUUGAAGAAUUUCGCAAGGGCAAGGUGAACAUAAUUGUUGCAACAUCAAUUCUUGAAGAAGGGUUGGAUGUACAGAGCUGCAAUCUGGUGGUACGAUUUGACCCGCCAUCUACAGUACGCAGUUUUAUUCAGUCUCGAGGUCGGGCUAGGAUGCACAACUCAGAAUUUUUGAUACUGGUAAAAAGUGGCGACAAUUCUUCUAUCACCAGAGUAGACAACUACCUUUCUAGUGGCCAGGUUAUGAGGCAGGAAUCAUUGAGGCAUGCUGCACUGCCUUGCCAGCCACUUGAUACUGAAAUCUAUAAUGAAGUGUUCUACCGGGUUGACUCAACAGGAGCUGUUGUGACACUGAGCUCUAGCGUGUCUCUUAUUUACUUCUAUUGCUCUCGCCUACCCUCCGACGGGUACUUUAAGCCCCUUCCGAGAUGUAAUAUUGACAAGGAGCUGCAGAAAUGCACCUUAUAUUUUUCCAAAAGUUGUCCACUGCCUAGUAUCACUGUUCAUGGAAAUUUCAAAACACUGAAACAACUUGCGUGCCUAGAAGCAUGCAAAAAGUUGCAUAUGUUGGGAGCAUUAACGGACAAUCUUGUACCAGAUAUGGUGGAAGAAGAAGAUGCUGAAGAACUGGGUCAUCUGAAUUACGUUGAUGAACAUGAUAUCUAUGUUCCAGCAGAACUUGUUGGUCAAGGUCUUAACAGUGGUGCAAAGAGAUACUACUGUUAUCUGCUAGAGUUGGAAAGAAAUUUUACCUAUGAUAUUGAAAUUGAUAAUCUGAUGCUUGCUGCUCGUAAUGAGCUUAAAUUUGAUGAAGGCAACAACUUAGCCUUUGAACUGGAAGUUGAAAGGGGCAUUGUAAUAGUUCGCAUCAAAUAUGCUACUCCUAUAAGUCUCACUUCUGAAGAGGUUCUCAAGUGCAAGAAGUUCCAAGUAAAUAUAUUAAGUGUUCUCCAUAAUAAAAAUUAUAAUAAAUUGAAGGAGAGACUUGAUGUUAUUCACCCACCGGAAGACCUUGAUGUUUAUGACUAUCUCUUACUCCCAACUACUGGCUCGCAGCAGUCACUGUAUAUUGACUGGAGAUCUGUUGAUUCUGUUCUGUUUAGAAGUGAAAAUAUCAUCCAUGAUCAUGCAAGGUGCCCUUUGCCUAAAGACCAAUAUAAUAUUGUGUACACAAGAAGCGGUCUGGUCUGUCGGUGUGUUGUAGAGAAUUCUUUAGUCUGCACACCUCACAAUGGUUAUAUAUACUGCAUUCUGGGCACAUUAUAUGGUGUGAAUGGAAGUUCAGUGUUUAACUUAAGAGACGGAGAAUCUUCAACUUACAAAGACUACUAUGAACAAAGGCAUGGUAUCAACUUGCAAUUUGAGCGGGAACAUUUUCUUAAGGGAAGACAUAUUUUUACGGUACAGAAUCACCUUCACAAGUAUACAAAGCAAAAGGAACCAGAACAAAGCACUGCGUAUGUGGAAUUGCCUCCUGAACUUUGUUCAAUAAUCAUGUCACCUAUAUCUGUUGGCACCUGUUAUUCCUAUUCAUUUGCCUCAGCAAUUAUGCAUCGAAUAGAGUCUUUGCUCAUUGCUAGCAGCUUAAAAAAGAUGCACGCAGAUUAUUGUAUUCAAAAUGCUAUUGCAACACCUAAGAUUCCAACUAUGAAGGUGCUGGAAGCUAUUACUACUAAGAAAUGCCAGGAGAAAUUUAAUCUAGAGUCACUGGAGACUCUUGGGGACUCAUUUCUGAAAUACGCUGCUUGUCAGCAGGUGUUUAAAAUGCACCAAGAUAAACAUGAAGGCAUUCUUAGUAUAAAAAAGAAUAAAAUUAUAUCUAAUGCUAACCUAUGCAAGCUAGGCUGCAGGCGUAAACUUCAGGGUUUAAUACGUAAUGAACCCUUUGAUCCCAAGAUGUGGAUCAUUCCUGGUGAUCAGAUGGAGGCUUUUCAUGAAGUUCAACUAUCUACUACUACAAAAGUAUUCACUAAAGGAAUACGAAAAAUAAAAAGUAAAGUUGUAGCUGAUGCAGUUGAGGCAUUAAUUGGCGUGUUCCUCAGCUGUGACGGUGAACCUGCAGCUUUGUCAAUCAUGACUUGGCUUGGUAUUGAGGUUGAUUUUUUUAACAUACCAUAUAAGAGGAGCUUUUCAGCACAUCCAGAAGAGCUAAUUAACAUUAGUUAUCUCGAGUCUAUACUUAAUUACUCAUUUACUGAUGCUUCACUACUUGUUGAAGCAUUAACACAUGGUUCUUUCAUGCUACCCCAAGUUCCCCAGUGUUACCAGCGUCUUGAGUUUCUUGGAGAUUCCGUACUGGAUUACAUCAUAACAAUCCAUCUGUACAACAAAUAUCCGGGAAUGUCACCUGGAUUGCUAACUGAUCUGAGAUCAGCUUCUGUUAACAAUGAUUGUUAUUCUUUAUCUGCGGUUAAGGUUGGAUUGCAGAAAUAUAUACUCCAUGCCUCGCAAAAACUUCACCGGCAAAUAGAGUCCUCUGUUCAUAAUUUAGAUCCAUUAUCAAUGGGAUCAACGUUUGGAUGGGAGUCUGAGAACCCUCUGCCUAAGGUUCUUGGAGACAUAAUAGAAUCUCUAGCAGGAGCAAUCUUAGUUGAUUCAGGUUACCGAAAAGAUAUUGUAUUCGACAGCAUACGACCGCUUUUGGAACCCUUGGUAUCUCCCGACACCCUUAAGCUUCAACCAGUGAGAGAAUUGCAUCAGUUGUGCCAAAAGGAGAACUACGUGCUGAAAAAGUCUGUUGUGUCAUGUGAAAAGGGUGUGGCCGCUGUUACAGUCGAAGUUGAAGCCAAUGGCAUCAUACACAGAGAGUCAUGCACUGCUGCUAAUAAAGCAGAAGCCAAGAAACUUGCUUCCAAAGCUGUUUUGAAGUCGUUAAAAGAGAGCAUGUCGGCUGAACCUCACCCUACUCCUCCUCUGUCGCUUCCCAAGAGUAAAAAGAGAAAGGACGAAAACUGACAAAGCCAUGGUAAUUCAGUAAACUUCAGUACUGCCAAUUGCUUAUAUGCUGAACUUGAGUACAGCUAUCUUAUUAAAAGGAUGACAAUACUGAUGUAGUGUUUAUAUUAUGUUCAACAAUUGUAGCAAGUUUUUAGGAUGGAAAUUGUGGAUCGAUGACAGUCUUAUUAGGGGACGUAAACUGUAUAUAUGAUUUUAGAAAAUUCAUAAAGAAUUAUAAGA